This is a messenger RNA of Panicum virgatum (switchgrass), 1063 nucleotides long. Its product is annotated as mavicyanin-like. Gene Ontology annotation, molecular function: electron transfer activity. The transcript has 2 exons. NCBI's taxonomy places the organism in Eukaryota, Viridiplantae, Streptophyta, Magnoliopsida, Poales, Poaceae. Gene Ontology annotation, cellular component: plasma membrane. The record is from RefSeq and is a predicted model, not a curated record. Bases 160 to 786 code for a protein of 208 amino acids.
GUGCGGCGAUUGGCGCAAGCAAAGCGUGUGGAACUGAAUUCCUUGCGUCUCCUCUGCUCUUGGCAUCUCGUCCUCGAUCUCUUCUUGCUAUAUAUAUAGCUUCGCCUUCGCAAGAUCAUCGAUCGAGCUUGCACAGGAGGAGAGCAGGUGCAGCUAGCAAUGGCCGUGGGCAUGAGGGGUUUGCUGGUGCUGACGCUUGGGCUCGCGAUGGCUGCGACCUCGUCGGCGGCCAUCUACAAGGUCGGCGACGCCGCCGGUUGGACCAUCCUCGGCAACAUCAACUACACCGACUGGACUACGAAGAAGACCUUUCAUGUUGGAGACAUCAUAGAGUUCACGUACCCCCAGGGCAUCCACAACGUGCUGGAGGUGACCAAGGCCGACUACGACAGCUGCUCCAACUCCACGCCCAUCGCCACGCACACCUCCGGCGACGACAAGAUCGCCAUCAAGAGGCCCGGCCACCGCUUCUUCAUCUGCGGCGUGCCCGGCCAUUGCGCCGCCGGCCAGAAGGUCAACAUCCGCGUCCUCAAGCCGCGGUCCUCUGAUGCCCCUUCCAAGGCGCCCGCGCUCGCGCCGGCGCGCUCGGCGGCGGCGACCCCCAGUGGCAGCAGCGAGCCGAGCGCCGCCUCGCCGCCGGCCGCCUCGUCCACUGACAGCACCCCCGACGCGCCGACGACCACCGCUCCCGCGCCCAACGCCAACGGCGCCAGGGUCCGUGGAGGUUACCGAGCUGUCGUAGCGAUGGCGUUGGCGGCGGUCGCCUCCAUGGCAAUGCUGCAGUAGAUCACGGCUCCCUAGUGGCCUUGUGCAGUCGAGAGUCUACAUGUGAUUUUUUUUUUAAGUAAGCGUCUACCUUGGAUUGUUUCGCCACGAUGUGUGCUUCAGUGUGAAACUUUUUUGUUUUGGGGUCAUGGUUCACUUGCACAUGCGACUGAUUUCCCAGGAUCAUGUACUUCUUCUCUGUCGAUAUUAAUUUGUCUAUUCUGUUCUCUGUUUGUAAUCCAUGGAGGAAAAGGAGCACCAGACUCUCAGUGGAUGAAUUUAGGAAACCCAAUCUAUA